ACUCCUGCUCUCAACCGUCGUCAAUGCGGUUGCUGCGCACCGAUAGAGCUAGGCGAGCGCGCUGCUGACAAGCUCCGAUCUUGCGAGUGUUUGGCGUCGGCUCGUAGUGCAGGUUUCUCGAUGUAGCGCGUCGUGGGGCUGUAGUGCGCGAUAGGCUAUUUAUCAGGUCGGUACCAUCAUAUCGAUCACCAGGAGCGAUAGGCUAUUUAUUCAUUUCCGCUCAUCCGCCAUGCGCAGCCCCGCAGCGGGUGGGCUAUUCCCCCAGCCGUCCGCGCAUCUCGCGCAGACCGUCGCCAAUGCCACUUCCACCGCUUUACAUAGCGCAAUUGUCACCGCCAAUCCCGCAUUAUCUCCGCUCCCCACCACCCCUUCGUCCAUCUUUCCGCCAUUGAUCUCCACCGAUGCGGAAGGAUCCGCGCUCGCAGGACAAUUUCAUUCAGGCAACACGGGGGGGAUCGUCGGAGGGAUCGUGGGGGGAAUCGGGGGAAUCGGGGGAAUGGGGGGAGCGAUCGGGGCGGGGGGCGGGGACGACGACAUGGCGCGCGCGAUGGAGAGCCUGAUCCCGGCGCUGUGGCAGUCGUUCGCAGUGAUCCUCAUCGGAUACGCGUGCGUGAAGCUGGAAGUGGUCAAGCCGCAACACAAACAAGGCCUGUCGUUGUUCGUGACGAAGCUGGCGCUGCCGGCGCUGCUGUUCUCGGGCAUGGCGGCGCUGGACUUCUCCAAGGUCAACUGGGCCUUCCUCCUCGCCGUUACCAUCGGCAAGACAGCUGUCUUCCUCCUCGCCCUUGGCAUCACGAUGCUGCUGGACAUCGGCAAGCCCCAGGUGGUGGGCACAGGAGCUGUCAACGGCAUCUUCGUCUCACAGUCCAACGACUUCGCCCUCGGCCUCCCCAUAUUCCAGCCCAUCUUCGGCGCGCUGCACCCCGAGUACAUCGGGUACCUGUACCUGGUGGCGCCCAUCUCGCUCAUCUUCCUCAACCCCCUCGGCUUCCUGCUCAUGGAGUCAGACCGCAAGCCCGGGGGGGAGGACGACGAGGGCGGGGAGGAAGGGGAGGAGGAGUACGGUGUAGAGCCGGGCGUGGGAGGUAGAGCGGGAGGAGUGGGUGGUGCAGGGGAGGGGGAUCUGUGGGAGUGUUGCGACCUGGUGCCGGAAGGGGAGGAAGGUGCGGUGGAGGCGCUUGAGAAAGAGGAGAGGGAGGAGGAAGAGAAGAGGGGAAAGGAGAAGGCGCGAGAUAAGGGGAACGAGGAGGGGGGAGAGGGGAGCGUUGAAGAGGAGGAGAGAAGAAGGCUGCUUCCUAAUGGUUCUGGUCCGGGCUCCAGUUUGGUUGCUGGUUCACAGGAGGGUACACAGGAGGGUACACAGGAGGGUACACAGGAGAAUUCUUCAACAGAGCAUCCUUCCGUAAUCAGUCACGCUGCUUCUACAUCUCCCACUGCUUCUGCUGUGUCUGCCUCCCCAGUGCCUCCCAAGGACUCUGGGAGCUUCCGAGCUGAUUCUGUUACCCGCAGAGCUACCGAAGGAGGAGAGGGAGUGGGAACUCAAGGGACGAAUUUGAGGGUGGGCAGCAGUCUGGGCAAGAGAGAAGGUGCUGCUGCAGCAGCUGCUGCUGCUACUGCUGCUGCUGCUGGAGGCACUGCCAGUGGUGUGAUCCCUAGCAGCAGCAGCUUGGGCCGCAGAAGCCAUACGUCUCACCACACCCGCUCCCUCAGUGGCUCAGGCCCUCGCAGCAACAACGCCCUCCCUCCCCCACCUCCCCCCACACCCUUCACUGCUUGCUCCCCCCCCAAAACCCUACGCUCCUCUCUUCUCUCCCCCUCCCUCCUCUCCCUUCCUCCUCCCUCCCAGUCAUCAUCCUCGCCCUCCCAUCCACCAGCCUCCACCCUUUCCCUUUCCCCUUCCCGUGCCCCCAUGCAACCCACCAUGGCUCCAUCCCCCCUGUCCCGCGCCCUCCCUGCUCCCCUGGGCCCCCCCUCUGCUGCCGCUGCUGCUGGAGGGGUUGCAAGUGUUGCCAGUGGUGGCGGGGUGGGAAGGGGGGGAGAGAGAGAAGGGCCGGAAGAUGUGGGGGGUGGGCUGAUUGAUGGUGAGCUUGUUACUGGCAGUGGCGAUGGCGGUGCUGCUGGUGCUGGUGCUGGCGGGGAGGGAGGAGGUGCUUUGGAGCUGCCCCCGGGGUGGACGAGGAGGGCGUACACAGGGAAGCUGAGGGGCAGUGUGAAGGUGGUGGGGGGGAAGAGUGGGAAGAGGAGGGGCGGGCGCAGCCACAUGCGCAUGUGGAAGGUGCUGUACGGGGUGUUUGCCUCGCCUGUAGUCUUCAUGGUACCUCUGGGUCUCGCGGCCAACUGGAUGUUCAACCAUGACAUUCCCCCCUUAAUCUCAGGACCCUUUGAGUCGUUUGGAGCGGCCUUCUCCCCGCUCUCGCUCUUCAUCCUCGGCAUGUCCAUGGCGGACGAGACAGAGAAGGCGUCGGACGAACAGACGCGCCUGGGCCCGCUGCUGCUCUCGCUCGCACUCGUGGCCGGCAAGUGCCUUGUGCUGCCGCUGCUCAUCCUCCUGCUCCUCGCCUCCUUCCAAGCGGACGACACUUCUCUGUCCCUCGCGGGGCUCAUCUACGGCAGCUUGCCCGUCACUCCCGCCACCUUCUUCUUCGCCUGCGAAUACGGCCUGUGCCAGUCGUACAUCGGCAUGGCGACGGUGCUGGGCACGUUUCUGUUCGGACCGUUGGUGUACGUGCUCACACAGCUCGCCUUCCUCGUCAUGAACCACUACGACCAGCUCCUGCAGCAGGUGGAGUCGUCGUCUCGCGACAUGGCAGCGGUGGGGGGCGUCUGCGCCCUCUGGACCCUCCUCGCCCUCCUCCGCCUCCUCCUCUCCCACCGCCCCUCCCCUCCCGCCCCUCCUCCCCUUCCCCCUGCCGCUUCCACCGCUACUGCACCCGAGACUAGUGCUGGUGUCACUGCUGCUGGUGCGACUGGCGGUGCUGGUGCGGCAAUGGGAGAGAGUGGGGCCUUGGGGGCAGCAGCAGCAGCAGCUGGGGUAGCGGAGGGAGGGAGGGGAGGCAGGGAGCAGGACCCGUAUGAGCUGCAUCGUAUCGUGGGGCAGCUGCUGGUGUGCUGCAUUGCACUGUGCUGGACCUCAGCCAGCGUCUCCUCGCUCCUCUGCCCUGCCUCCCUCCCCGCCCUGCCCUCUCUCCUGCGCUACAUCGCGCACACCAUGGGCCACCUGGGCUCAGCCGUCUUCACCGCGCUCCUCGCUCUCUCCGAGCUCCUGUGCUCCGUGCUGGGCCCUCCCCUGGUGCACCGCCUGCGCUUCCUGCUCGUCUUCUCGGGCUGGACUGCUGCCGCCAUGCCUGUGCUGCUGCCGCUCAUGCUCGCGCCCACCUGGCCGGACAUUCCCACACUCUGCCCCACUGACCUGAUAAGCUGCUGGUACCCCUUUGGGUCGCUGCAGUUCCUCAUCGCACUCAUCAUCUACUCCAUCGCAGUGACCAUCAUCAUCAGCAGCCUCACUCUGCUCAUCUGGGAGCAGUUUGCCGGCCUGCGAGCCUCGGGCCUGCCCAUCCAAUGGCCCGACCUGCCCCUCUCCUGGCAGCCUCCCCCCAACAAGCACCUCGCUGCCCCUCCCCCUCCGCCCUUUCUCCCUCUUCACCCCACUCUUACUCCGCUCUCUGCGUUUCCAUCUUCUUCUUCUGCUGCUGCUAGUCCUGCUGCUCCUCCUGCUCCUGCUCCUGCUCCUGCUGCUGCUGCUGGUGCUUCCGGGCCUCUAGCGUCCCCUUCCAAGCCGCGUUCUCGGCUUGGUCCUGCAAUUUCCCUCGCCUCUUCACCGCCUGUUUCGAUUGCCACCGCUCUUCUCUCCCCCACUCGCCAAUCGGGAUCAUCCUUCUCUCGUACAGCUGGUGCAGCAGGUGCAGGUGGUGCAGCAGGUGCAGGUGGUGCUUUUCACUCUCCAGUUGCUGGUUCUCCCCUUCAAAGUUGGUACCAGCAGCAGCAGCAGCAGCAGCAACCAUCGAGCUACAACCCGCCUCCAUAUAUUUCUGAGUCUGCAUCACUAAACUCACCGAAACAAGCUGUUAGCCCACGCCUCAUGCAUCAACAGCAGCAGCAGCAGCAGCAGCAGCAGAUGGUAUCAGUGCCCUUCCAAGCUCCUCCUCCCUCCGACCACGAGGACCUCGCUCGUCUAUUCGCAGCAGCAGCAGGGUUCGGAACCCUUUCCAGCAAGAGCAUCACCACCGGCAGAGAGCCCUCCUCUUUCGGACCAUCAGCCGCAGCAGCAGCAUUGGGAGCAGCAGGACCAUCAAGCGUGCUAGCAGGUAUCGGUAGCAGCAGCAGCAGCAGCAGCAGGCCGGGCAGCAGAAUAGCCAGCCGACACAACUCCUUCUCCCUAGCUGCCGCCUCUUCCGCUGCUGCUGCCGCUGCUGCAGCAGGGAGCAACCUGGCAGGCCCGCACCAACCAGCACCUGGGGGUGCUGCUGGUGCGGGCUCUGCUGGUGCAGGCACGGCUGCAGGAACUCCUGGUGUCUACUUUCCCUCCGCAGCUUCUCUCUCUGGAGCCCCUCUGUCCCUGCCACUGAGCCGGCAAAGCUCACUGGGAAGGAGGGAGAGGGAGAGGGAGAGGGGGAGGGAGUGGGAUAGGGAGAGGGAAAGGGAGAGGGAGGCUGGGAGGAUUGAGACUCGGAGUAUGGACAGUGGGAUGAGUGUGGCCGGGCAUACGGAUGGGGAGAUGCUUCCUGCCCUGCUCCUGUCUCCGUCCAGGGUGGUGGCGACGCGGUGGCGGCAGAAGACGGACUUGGACUCGCAGAACGCGCUGCUGCUCUUCUGCUGCUACGCCGUCUUCUCCAUGCUCGUAUCCUGCACCAUCUCCAUCUUCGCCCUCCUCAACGACGGGCGUCUGGAGGGGCACCUGGCGCUGCUGCUGCUGCUGAUGCACGUGCUGCUGUCGUACAGCCAGGGCGCCGUGCUCUUCCUUGCCUUUGGCAUGCAUGCCGGCCUUGUGCUGCCGCUCGUCGCCGUCAGGGAGUGGUGGCGCCAACAGCGACUCUCUUUCCUGGGAGAGGUGCCACCUUUCUUCGUAGACGAAUGGCAGUACCUCGUGCCAGACGACGACUACCCCAUGGCGGGUGCGCCCCACUCCAACAGCAUGAUGCUAUCUCGUGGCUGGUCCAUGCACCAGUCCCAGCAGCUGCAGCUCUUCCCCCGGGACUGGGACAGCUACUCGCGCGGGUGGGAGGACGCGCUGAGUGUGCGGGACGAUGGCAUGAAUGUGCGGGACCACUACCCUCAGUACCGGAUUGACGAGGGGGAUGAGGAUACGGUGGUGAGCACGGAGUUGGAUGAGGACCAGCGGACUGACCGGGACGAUGCAGAGACUGUGGUUGAAGUUUCGGAGGAUUCGGUGUUUUGAUGCCGGGGAAGCGAAGCUCUCGCAAGGCGAAUGCUGAAGGGGUCGUGCACCAACUGACAGCCCUUCGGAUCGCCGCUUUGCAUGGUUUUAUUCGCGCCGUGUAGUUGUAUUCUGUGCGCGAGUAUAUGGUUGGUAAAAAAAGGGCGUAUUGGGAGGAGUAGUACCUCAUAUCUAGGCAAUACAACAACAUUAUAGAAUCGAUGGGGUCUAUACUUAUUGCGACAAAAAUCACUGAACAACAAGCAUGGUGUUCUGUCGGAAGAAUGACAUUUGAGGCUGCCU
Closterium sp. NIES-67 is the source of this 5677-nucleotide messenger RNA. The record is from the annotation of a GenBank genome assembly. NCBI's taxonomy places the organism in Eukaryota, Viridiplantae, Streptophyta, Zygnematophyceae, Desmidiales, Closteriaceae.